Molecule: messenger RNA, 978 nt
Organism: Erigeron canadensis
Lineage: Eukaryota; Viridiplantae; Streptophyta; Magnoliopsida; Asterales; Asteraceae
Exons: 1
Coding region: 1-978 (325 amino acids)
Source: RefSeq, a predicted model, not a curated record
AUGGAGAGCCAAACGAUCGACCAACAAUGGAACCACAACCUCAAACCUCAACCUCGGUUGGGGAUCUUUGGAAUCCUAAGGGAAUCCUUCAAAACCAUCAAAAGAAAUGGAAAACUGCUUCUUCCGAUUCUAGUUCUUGUGUUUCUUCUUUUCACCCAUUUAGAAUUUGCUCAAACUUACUUACUUGCACCAGUGGCAAAAGAUUUAUCUUCGAAAUUGGCAGCAAACCCAAAUAUGUUUCAAGAUUUUGGUAAUAAAAUGCAUCAAGCAAAUUACACGGGUGUGAUUAAGGAUAUCCGUGAGGUGAUCCUUGUAAAGCUGUUUAUGUGGAUCAUCCUUUCGAUGAUUACUCUGUUUUUCUUGGUUGCCACUAUAUCUUCUUCGUACGAAGCUUACACUGCAAAAGUUAUAGACUUUAAAGAAAUGAUCAUGAAGAUAAAAAAAUCUUGGAAAAAGCCGAUUGUCACUAGUAUCUACAUGACACUAAUUUCUAUGGGCUUAUUCUUUGUGUUGUCUAUUUCUUUUGGAAUGUUGUCCAUUUUUGCUAGAAAUUCUUUGGAAUAUAUUUCCCAAGGAGUUUUUAUUUUCGCAAUCCUAGUUUUAGGGAUUUACAUUUGUGCACUUUGGAUGAUGAGUCUAGUAGUUUCGGUUAUAGAAAACGUUGGUGGCCUUAAGGCUAUUGGACGAGCUAGAGAGCUAAUGAAAGGUAAAAAGCUACAAGCUUCACUAAUUUUGGUGCUUUUCAGUAUUACUUAUGGCGUCGCUGUUUCAUUUAUGGCGGCUGUUCUUUCAAGCUGUAAUCUUCAGAAUUGGUCACUGCUAGCUAUAUCAAUCCCCUUCUCUAACGGGCUGUUGUGCGCAUUGAAACUCUUGGCGUAUGUGGUGUUUACUAUAUUCUACCAUGAACGUAAAGAGAGUUUUGAUGAAAAAGAAACGAAAGGCCAGUAUGUUCCUAUUGUCACCGAUGAAGUAGUUUAA